AUGCCUAAAUUAGCCACCACUGGAAUCCACGGCGCAGAUGACAUCCACGAAACAAGCGAUGUCAUUCCUCCCAUCAGCAUCUCAUCUACUUUCAAAUACUCGUCCGACCCAUCCAAACUUGUAAAGCUGGCCAAAAACGAAGACGGCGAAGAAUUGUUCACCAGAGAUCUCAUUUACUCGCGCUGGGCCCAUCCCAAUGGCGACCGAGUCGAGGCCAUCGUCGGAAAAUUGACCAAUUCUUAUGCUACGGUGUAUUCUUCGGGAUUGGGCGCCUUCCAUGCGGCUAUGGUCCAUUUCAACCCUAAACAGCUCUGCAUCGACAAGGCCUAUCACGGAUGUCUCGGAAUCGCGGAUAUUCUCACUCGUAACUACGGCUUGAAGCAGCUUUCAAUGUCCGAUGAGGAUUUGGACAAAUUGGGCAAGGGAGAUGUCGUGCAUUUGGAAACUCCAGUGAACCCAGAGUCCCGGUGUUACGACAUCAAAUACUUUGCCGACAAAGCACAUGCUAAAGGGGCCUACCUCAUUGUGGAUUCUACGUUUGCUCCAUUGCAAGAUCCCUUCGAGUUUGGCGCAGAUUUGGUGAUGCACUCGGCUACAAAAUACUUUGGUGGCCACUCCGAUUUGUUGUCUGGUCUUUUAUUGACCAAAAGCGAAGAAGUGGCAUAUAAGUUGUACGCUGACAGGCUUCAUUUGGGUACAAAUGUGGGUAACUUGGAGAGCGCCUUAUUGUUGCGCAGUUUGAAAACUUUUGAGUUGCGUGUUAAGCAACAAAGUUCGAGUGCUACCAAGUUGGCGACAUUCUUGAAUAGCAAAAUUGGCGAGUAUCCGGAAUUGGUGAAAGUGCAUCAUUCUUCCUUGCAAAAGGAUGAGUAUGUUGAAAAACAGCUUAGAGGUGUCCACUCACCUACCUUUUCCAUUGAAGUUAGCUCUGAGGAAUUUGCAAAGCAUUUGCCUUAUCGCUUGAAAUACUUCUGUCAUGCCACGUCUUUGGGUGGCGCUGAGUCGUUGAUUGAAUGGAGGUGCUUGACUGACAUCCAUGCUGCUCCUACAUUGUUGCGUAUCAGUGUGGGUCUAGAGGAUGCAGAUGAUUUGAUCGAAGAUAUGGCCCAUGCAUUCACUACCAAAUAA
Messenger RNA from Clavispora lusitaniae ATCC 42720, 1128 nucleotides. RefSeq names its product putative cystathionine beta-lyase. The record is from RefSeq and is a predicted model, not a curated record. Gene Ontology annotation, molecular function: pyridoxal phosphate binding; carbon-sulfur lyase activity. Gene Ontology annotation, cellular component: cytoplasm. Gene Ontology annotation, biological process: transsulfuration. Lineage: Eukaryota; Fungi; Ascomycota; Pichiomycetes; Serinales; Metschnikowiaceae.